Messenger RNA from Danio rerio (zebrafish), 1715 nucleotides. It is a transcript of the gene ugt2b1, whose product is annotated as UDP glucuronosyltransferase 2 family, polypeptide B1. Gene Ontology annotation, cellular component: membrane. Gene Ontology annotation, molecular function: glucuronosyltransferase activity; UDP-glycosyltransferase activity. The record is from RefSeq and is marked validated. NCBI's taxonomy places the organism in Eukaryota, Metazoa, Chordata, Actinopteri, Cypriniformes, Danionidae.
GGCUGUACAUAUUCAAGCAGAUCACUGAUAAUCUCAUACUCUGCCAUUUGCAAUCAUGAGACUCGUGGUCUGUUUUCUUUCUCUGCUCACUGUGUUCAGCGCUGGACAAUGUGGGAAUAUAUUAGUCUGGUAUACUGAGGGCAGCCACUGGAUUAAUCUAAAGAUUGUGUUGGACACUUUAUUGGACAGGGGACACAAUGUUACAGUGCUGGUUCCUGAUGGCGCUCUGUUUAUGAAAGCCAAAGAAUCGGAUCGAUUUUCCUACCAGCACUUCAGUGUGUCCACAUCUGCACAGGACAUGCAAGAUUUCUUGGAUGAAUUUCUGCAUUUCUCAGUGUUUGAGCUGGAGAAUUCAAACUUGCUGCAGAUUCAAAUGAAAUUCUUUGACCUUCUUUCCAAACAUCAACAUAUGAGUUUGUCAUACUGUGACGGCAUUCUGAAAUCUCCAGAGUUGAUGGACAAAUUGAAGACAGGAAAGUUUGACGUUCUCCUGUCAGAUCCAAUGUACCCAUGUAGUGAUAUUGUGGCUGAAGAGCUGAACGUUCCCUUGGUUUACACGUUCAGAUUCUCCCUUGCUCACACUAUGGAGCGCAUGUGUGGUCAGAUACCAGCUCCACCAUCAUAUGUUCCUGGAGCCACGAGUAAACUCACAGACAAGAUGAGCUUCACUGAGCGAAUCUACAGUAUGCUUUUCUACCUUUCUAUAGAUACUUUUUAUAGACUCAUUUGGAAAAGAUUUGACAACUAUUACACUGAAUAUCUUGGACGGCCCACUUCCUAUUGUGAGAUGAUGGGUAGAGCUGAUAUCUGGUUAAUCAGAACCUACUGGGAUUUUGAGUUUCCACGGCCAUUCGUGCCCAACUUCAAAUAUAUCGGAGGGCUUCACUGCACCCCUGCCAAGCCAUUACCCAAGGACAUGGAAGAGUUUGUGCAGAGCUCAGGGGAUGAUGGGAUCGUGGUCUUCACACUGGGGUCUAUGAUAGACAAAGUGCCCAAAGAGAUGAGCAAUAGAAUCGCCUCAGCACUGGCACAGAUACCACAGAAGGUCUUGUGGCGAUACGGUGGAGAGAAACCAGAUACUCUUGGUGAAAACACUAGAAUCUAUAAGUGGAUGCCUCAGAAUGAUUUACUGGGCCACCCCAAAACCAGAGCGUUCAUCACUCACGGGGGCACUAAUGGCAUAUAUGAGGCCAUAUAUCAUGGUGUCCCGAUGGUCGGCAUCCCCUUGUUUGGUGACCAGCCUGAUAAUAUGGUUCAUAUGACCACCAGAGGUGCUGCUGUUGUAGUAGACAGCAUUAAGAGCAUGCAGCCACAAGAACUGGUGGACAAACUCAAUACAGUCAUUAAUGACCCUUCGUAUAAAGAGAAUGCAAUGCGUUUGUCCAGGAUUCAUCACGACAGACCAAUGAAGCCUUUAGAUGAGUCUGUGUUCUGGAUUGAGUUCGUCAUGCGCAAUAAAGGUGCAAAACACCUGCGUGUGGAGGCCCACAACCUGACCUGGUAUCAGUACCACUGUCUGGAUGUGUUCGCUUUUCUUACCACUGUCCUGACUCUAGUCCUCUACAUCUGCUUUAAAAUGGCCAAAUUCUUCAUCAUGCGCUGCUGCUUUAGAUCAAAGAGGAAAAGCAAGAAAGAGUGAUUUACAGAUAUUGCUAGAGUUAAUAUGAAUACACUUUUCCAGAAGUUACAUAUUUGUGCCUAAAGGGUCCAUGAUG